Molecule: messenger RNA, 2171 nt
Organism: Solea senegalensis (Senegalese sole)
Lineage: Eukaryota; Metazoa; Chordata; Actinopteri; Pleuronectiformes; Soleidae
Product: rho-related GTP-binding protein RhoA-D
Exons: 5
Coding region: 86-667 (193 amino acids)
Biological process (GO): small GTPase-mediated signal transduction
Molecular function (GO): GTPase activity; GTP binding
Source: RefSeq, a predicted model, not a curated record
AGAGUCUCGCUCUUUAGCACAGCUUCCUCACCGGUGGAGGAAUCAAGGAUCUCCUCGGCAUCUGAAAGCACAGUCUGGGGCAAAGAUGGCUGCCAUCAGGAAGAAGUUGGUGAUAGUUGGGGACGGUGCUUGUGGGAAGACCUGUCUUCUUAUCGUCUUCAGUAAGGACCAGUUCCCAGAAGUCUAUGUCCCCACUGUGUUUGAGAACUACAUCGCUGACAUUGAGGUUGAUGGCAAACAGGUGGAGUUAGCGUUGUGGGAUACAGCAGGUCAAGAAGACUACGACCGACUUAGACCGCUCUCCUACCCCGACACAGACGUUAUCCUCAUGUGCUUCUCCAUAGACAGCCCUGAUAGUUUGGAGAACAUUCCCGAGAAAUGGACACCUGAAGUGAAACAUUUUUGUCCCAACGUACCGAUCAUUCUUGUGGGCAACAAGAAGGACCUCAGGAAUGACGAACAUACACGCAGGGAGCUGGCCAAGAUGAAACAAGAGCCAGUAAAGUCUGAAGAGGGCAGAGACAUGGCCAACCGCAUCAGUGCCUUUGGCUACCUGGAAUGCUCCGCCAAGACCAAGGAUGGCGUGCGGGAGGUGUUUGAAAUGGCCACCAGAGCGGCACUGCAGGUACGCAAGCGCAAAAAGAGGAGCGGCUGCCAGCUACUGUGAAGAGGUGGAUUUUGUUGGCAAAUUAGCACCUGAGGGAGCACUUUCCAGCACAUGCAGAACAAAGUUAGAGAAACCUAAAAUCAGUGGCUUCCAUGGACUAUACUUAUUUCACAGAUAUGCCACAGGCAAAUAUGAAAGACUGACACACCUGUUAAAAAGCAAAAACAAAUCAGCUUUUUUUUUUUAGAAAAACACUUAUUUCUUCUGCCUCUUACACUGUCAGUUAUUGUUUAUUUUCCUCCACCAGGACCUAUCCUCCCUGUCUGUGUGAAUGAAUGUAUAUUUGUAUUUAAAUGUGCAUAUACUUUACAAACACGUCGCGCAUCUGUCUGUGUUGUGAUUGUUUACAGGCAGUAGAUUUGCUUUAAACGUCUGUAAUUCUUGCUUCUCUUUAACCUGCAUAUACCACUCCAUCGUUUUACACAUUGCCAUCUGUCAUUUAUUUAUCAUACCUGUAAUAAUUUUACCCUCUGGAAGCCGUACGUCACAAAGUGCUGUCAGCACAGCUCCGUUUUCAUACACUUCUAACACGAAGGACUAAAUUUAGAGCUUGUUUACAACAGCAUUAAUCCACUGACCCUGACAUAAACCAAAUCAGCAGCAGCAGCAGAUGUUUUUGUGGAGAGGUGUUAAACUGCACCAAUGUCUGCCUCUCUACCAUGGCGAUGGCUUAAACUGGCACUGCAGACAGUGGUUCUAUUGUCAUGGACACAGUACCAGCGGUCACACUGGCUCUGACAGACGUGACCAACGCCUUCCCCCAAAUAAGCUCUGCCUUAUGUCUCAAGUCUGCUGUUUCAGAUCCAGUGUACAGUCAUGAUGUAUCAGUGCACUGGAUUAACUGUGGACUACUGCACAUUAUACACAGCGUUAUUAUCAGGACAACUCGAUUUAUAAGUCAAUUCUCUGUGUAAAAGUUUUAACCUCCCCAACUAGUUCCUGUUGGCUUUGUUGGUGUGUAAUAGCCCUUUACUUGACACUAAAUGAAUAUUCCUCAUACAAGGAUAUCUAGUUGUGUAGGAUCCUGUCAAAGUUGUUCUCUUGUGUUGCCCUUGGAGAUCUUUGAAAUGAUUGUAACCACACAUGUCUUUGGCCUCAAAGCUCAAAUGUUGAAUCAUAGUUUGACCUUUUUUCAAGAGGAAUCUGCAACAGCACUGGGAUGAAAGCCUGAGCAAGACCAGCUCACUACUGGACACAGUAUGUCAGGUUAUUGUUACUGUAUAUUCUAUAUCUUACCCUGUCCAGGUAACACACUGUACACACUAUUGAGAUGUGACUUCCUAUGUUGAUCUUCCCACCAUGAGCUACAACGAUGGCGUAGCUUUCUGUUGUCCAGUACUUUCAGUCCUGUGGGAUCAGAAUGUUGUAAGCUCAGGCCUAGUCCUGGACAGUGUCUCCCAUCUAACAGCAAAGUUCAAGAGAAAAUGUUGAUUGUGAUACGGCUUUACUAACAGGAGAGGGAUGUGUGUAAUGUCUGGAUUAAUAAAGUAUUUUUGAAAUACUA